This is a messenger RNA of Heterotrigona itama, 5051 nucleotides long. The record is from the annotation of a GenBank genome assembly. Lineage: Eukaryota; Metazoa; Arthropoda; Insecta; Hymenoptera; Apidae.
CGGAUCGCUUCAUUUUGAGGCAGACGUCUGCUCUCUGUCCUUCGAGUGGCAGUUCAUUACCUUUCUACAGCGAAACAUUAUCACUUUAUUUCCAUGUCUCCGACAUAUCUAACUCCGCAGCAUAUCGAAAUGUACGGUGAAGUGUUCAUGUAGUAUUCGUUGCAACCGUAGACACCAUUCACGUGCCAGACGAAGACCUAUCUCCAUCGACAUUGACUUCAAACACCUCGUGGACGACGAGCAUCGACGAAAAAAAAGGCUCUAGAAAACAUUCAUUAGAACAUGGAGCAGAAACGCUUGUACAAAGUGGUACUCACUGGAGCAUUCAAAUUUCAAGAGAACCUGCUGCGCACGAUGAUACAAAUAGAGAACACGUUCUUCCAGCUGGGCGAGAGCUGUUCGAGAAAUUGUCUCAUCAUCUGUGACCGUGGUGCCAUGGAUGCCUCUGCAUUUAUAUCGAAGGACAAGUGGGAGUUGAUGAUGGCCUCGAACGGAUGGAACAACGUCGAACUGCGAGACAACAGAUACAAUCAAAUCAUCCACAUGGUUUCGGCGGCAAACGGUGCCGAGGAGUUCUACUCGACGGAAGAACACGCGUGUCGGUCGGAAGGCGUUGAUAUGGCCAGAGAACUCGAUUACAAAGCGGCCGCAGCCUGGGUUGGCCAUCCUUACUUCGACGUGAUAGACAACUCGCAAGACUUCGAGUCGAAAAUCUGUCGCAUGAUCGAAUGCGUGUGCCAGAAGCUGGGCAUCGAUACCGGGGACAGAUUGAGGGCGAGUAGCAGAAAGGUCAAGUUCCUCGUCAAAUGUCCACUGCCGGCGGACUCUGAGUUCCCGCCGUUCCAGGACUUUGACGUCGUCCAUAACUACCUCCAAAGUAACAAUCCGAAGAUGCAAGCUCGUCUUCGCAAACGUGGCCAAAAAGGUCACUGGUCUUACAUUCAUACGAUCCGACGUCCGAAAAUGUGCGGCCAGGUGAUCGAAGUUAAAACGCAACUGACACAUCGGGAUUACCUGAACAUGCUCGCUCAACGCGACGACUCGCAUUUUACCAUCUUCAAGCGUCGACGUUGCUUCCUAAUCAACAAUCAGUAUUUCCAAUUAGAUAUAUACAGAGAACCAGCUCAUCCAAGGUGCCGGGGAUUGAUGCUGCUUGAAACGUACACAGCAUUAUCAGGGGACGAGCUUAAAAACAUAUUACCACAGUUCCUGACAAUCGAAAAAGAAGUCACUGGAAAUCCAGAUUACAGCAUGUUCAAUCUCAGUCUAAGAGAAGAGUGGAACAAUACUAACAAAUACUGCCAUAAUUUACAUGAUUACGCUCUUGCUGGCUUGACGGAAAGUGGCUCGACAGAAACUAAAAGUACUUACACUUCGGAAACAAAAGACGCAUCAGUUAAAAAAAUAGUAAACGGGGUUGAUUGUUAUAGAGUCAAUGGUGUAGAUAAAAUCAUAAAUGGCGUACAAAAUGGUGUCCACGGUGUUACGAAUGGUAACGUGAAAUUUGUCGAACAGAAUAGUAUAAAAAGCAAUAGUCAAGAACGUGGUAGCCCUACGAAACACUGAACGAUAAUUUUUGAAACAAAAAUGUACGAAAGGAUGUAACGAGUUUCGAAAUGAUGUGAAAACAUGACGGUAAAUAUAUAUUAGGCAAUGAUAAGGGACAAAUUAUCUAAGUAACUCUAAAAAGAAACAAAAUAUUUUAUUGGCACUGACAAUUAACUUGAUCUAAAAAUUUCUUAGGCAAUACGAAAAUGAUAAACUUACAAACUAUGAUACCUAUUUUUUAAUUCUUGCGUGCACACUUUGGAGGUACCUACGCGAAAUGUACUUAAUAAUUCGACUGUAACUUAUUUUUUACCGAUCUGUUUAACAAGCGAUGUCGAUUAAUGUACCAAGCAUUUUUACAUCUAAAUCACUUCAUUUCACUUUUCAUCUGUUUUCUUCGUUGUAUUUUACCUACAGUAACAAUUCUUUAUUUUAAAAAAUUACUAUAAAUAAUUGUGAUACAAAAUAUUACAUAACACAUAGCAUACAAAACACGCAUUGAGCUAUGUAAUUAUUCAUGAACAAACAAUGUCUGUAUGAAGUAUAUUUUUCUUUAGAAAUGUUUAAUGUCUUGAUAGAAAAUAUGCUGCACUAAUAUGGACAAUUUUAAAUUUAUAAAUUGUACUGUAGAUGAAAAACUUUGGUCCCUACUAUAGAUAUAAAUUUUGUAAGUAAUCAUUAGUGACCUCUUAUAAAAUGCUGAGAUAAAUCUAAUAUUUUAUUUGUCUUUGAAUGAAUAUCGUCGAAUAAUUAUGAAAAGUAUGGUUCAACGAUUGUACUGUUCUACAGUAUUGUCAGAAUUAUGUAUUAUAGUCGUGACAAGGUAAUUGUCGACUAGUACUUAACAGGUAUAUCCAUAAAAGUUUAAUCUAUAAAAAGUUUGAAAUACUUUAAUUUAUUGGAAAUACUGUUGGGUUAAAUAAAAAUAUCGAUUUCUGAGUUGUAGUGUCCCUUAUGUAAAGAACGUUAAUUUUAUUAUUUAAUUUACCAAUAAAAAUUGUUUCAUCAUUGAACAUAACUUAAUGAACAUAAACUGUGAUGGUUAUAUAUAUGCAUAUAUAUAUGCUUAUUUUACAUAAAAGCUAUCAUAUUUAUCAUAAAUUUUAUCAUUAUUUAGAGACAAAGUGCCUGUGAGAUGUUCGGUCGCAGAAGUGAAAAGAAUGAUAUAUAAAUAUAUAUUUUCAAUGAAAGAUGCAAUAAUCAGUUAUCAAUGCAGUUAUACCAUAUAUAAUUGAUCUGAAUUCAUAUUGUAUCCAUGAUUAUCUAAUAAAAUGUCAUGUGCCUAUCAUUUUUCGUUCAUUUCCUGCUUCUUGCACAAGCUUUUGUGCUUCUUCCUUCUUCUAUUCUUUUAAAUUAUUAAGUUGUACUAAAUAAUUUAUUAUCGUGUUGCUUUCAGAUUAAAACUUAUAUUCAUUUUCAUAUGGUACAGCUAGGAGAAGGAUAAAAAUCAAUAACAUCUUGGUCAUGUAAUUUAUUGCUAUUUUUCGAAAAAUUCUUUUUCGUAAACUUAUAAAAUAAAAAAGAAAUCUUAUAAACCUGUGUUUGUGUUACAUUCUUCGACAAUAUUUUCGGAUUUUGCAUUCGUUUUAACAAAUUUAUCCCUUUUGUAUUUAGUAUAUUGCUGAAGUUUAAUGAAGUAAAUAUAUUAUAACAUAUGAAGCAGAUAUAAUACAUACUAAACAAAAAAAUUUUAAUAAUAAAAUACUGAAGUAGAUAAAUCGCACGAAGACAAAAUUAAUUAAUAUUACAUUAUUGAAAUCAGAAAUAAUAAAUAUUUCAUAUUUUGUUUUCCCAUGUAGAAUUAUAAAGCCCUCUUUUAUACCUUAAAUAUUAUGUAAAAAGUAAUGCAUAAUGGAAGCGUAAUUGUAGUUUCUUUUCUUUUUUUUGGUAUACCAUUGUUAUAAUAUUUCUAAAUUACAUUCUAGAUUAAAUAGCUUAUUGAGAAAAAAUAUUGACAAUAUUGUACAUAACUCACAUAAUUCUUUCUUUACAUACAUCACUUUUACAUAGAUAUUUUUAUAUAUAGUCUGUACAUUAAACAGUAUCUAAAAAAUUUUUAGUAAAGCUGCAGCAAUAUUUUAUAUAAUAUUUAGAUAGAAUAAUUAUUUUUGACUAUUUUUGUAAAUAUUUCAGAAUUCAGAUACAGCAAAACUUUCAAAUAACUACUUCUUUCUAAUGAAAGAGAAACAAAUAGUAGUUAGUAGUGAGAAGACAUGUUUCAUCUUGGGCAAGUUGAAAAUACCAAGUAUAAAUAGAAAUAUAUUUAUAAAACUAUUUGCAUGCAAGACAAUGAAUUAUGAUCCACUUAUACAGGUCCCUGGAAGUAUUAAUUAUACAAUUAAACUCUAUAUUUUUUAUAUACAUAACAAACAUUUCUUUUUAUAAAUAUUGAGUAAUAUUUAAAUAAUUCUGAAACUUUCAAUUCAAUUAGAAAUAGGCAUAAUCUGCACGUGUCAUUUUAUUGGAAGCAUAUUUGUUCUAUUCUUUUCUCUUUUGUUCAUAUAAAGAAAUGAUUAAUCUUUUAUACUGUUUUCUGCUUUUUGAUUACAUUUUUUAUAAAAUUUUUUAUAAAAUGUAAUCAAAAUGUAAUCAAUUCCAUUUACAGAAAUUCAUUUGAGUUAUAAAGCAUAUAAAUCAUAAAUUAUUCCCAUCUCAGAGCAGCUAAUAUGUUAACAUUUGACACAGUUACAUUUACCUACUAAUAGCUUUAGCUUGUUGUGCUUUGUACAUUUUUAAAACUUUCUUACUAGGUAUUAGAGACUGACUUAAUCCUGGCCUCUUUUUACGUCUAUUCAUUUGAUUAUUUUCUUGAUCUAUUUCAUCAUCAUCAUUGAUGGAAACUUGACCAUUAUAUUGAGUCUGACAAAUAACCGUUUCCUGUGGUGUUCUAAUUGCCUCUAACUCAGCUGCUGUACGAUGUAAAUCAGAAUCAUGUGCAAAGGUGCAAUUAUGGCCAAACCGGCAUCUACCUUUUCUAUAAUUCCAACAAAUCUUUCUGCCAUUUAUCAUUUUCGUAUCAUCAAGAGUUGGUGUCAUUUUCACAUGUUUCUCAAGAAUUGCACUCUUUGCUUUUUCUGCCUCAACAAAUGGAUUUGAGAAGACUGAAGUUUUCAUUGUGGGUAUGCCAUUAAAGUCUGGAGUUGGUAAUGGAAGUUUCUCUUUGGAAGCUGUUUUACACAUUUCAUUGUUUUCAUCAUUCUCUUCUUCAUCCUCUUCUUCCUCUUCCUUCAAACUAAGGACAACGAAAGCUUACGUGUUAUUGACACCGUCUGAAAUAUCAUCGCCGCUACUUUCCGAACUCGAGGAAGUUCCAUAAUCCGCAACUAAGGAAGCCAUCGUUCUUACCAAUUAAUUAACAAUAUACUUUAACAAACACUAAUCUAAUAUAACCAUUAUAAACAGUUAUGCCUCUGUCUACAUUCACAAAAUACGGCAACGCUGCAAAGCUAACGUCACCGGAAGUUAUUGAUGGCAUUCUUGUAUUUUUGAAAUUUGCGGUAAAC